AUGUUCUUCUCGUCGCCCACCUCCAACAUUACCCCGGCCAUGACAUCGGUGGCUAUGUCGCGCUCAGACUCGCGCGACUCCACGUCCUCAAACACCUAUUCUUACGCGCCUACUUCUGCCUACACGGCCCUUGUAUGCGCGUCCCCUAGCUCGGCGUGGCCAACCUCUCAAGCUCUUGCACGAACAGACAGCAAUGCAUCCAACUCGACCUCUUCGUCGCAAACACAAUCCAUCGCCAUGCGACGCGACAGCAGCAACUCCACCUGGAUGCCUAGUCCAUACAGGUCAUGCAUGUCAUCGUUUGGCGCCGAGCCCAACUCAUAUCUUUCUGACGAUGACCUUCUGUGCCCUGCAGAAGACCUCGGUCUUCCUGUGGAGACUAUCCCGGCUCUUGCACCCAAGAAGGAACUUACCACCGAAGAACAAAUCGCCUUCUUGCGGGAACUCCAAGAGAAGGAGGCUGCCUCCAACGUCCCCCAGGCAGAAGCCCACUACGUACGAGACGCGGACGCAAAACGCAGAGUCGUGCGCUUCGCCAACCAGGACACCAAUAGCGCGAGCAAGUCUCGCCGACCCAGCGCCAGUGCCCUCAAGAGACGUCAGACCAACCAACGUCGUGGCACGAGUUGCCUGAAUGGCCCUCAGUGA
Messenger RNA from Fonsecaea multimorphosa CBS 102226, 648 nucleotides. RefSeq lists its product as uncharacterized. Bases 1 to 648 code for a protein of 215 amino acids. The record is from RefSeq and is a predicted model, not a curated record. NCBI's taxonomy places the organism in Eukaryota, Fungi, Ascomycota, Eurotiomycetes, Chaetothyriales, Herpotrichiellaceae. The transcript has a single exon.